AUGCGGGAGCUGUCCAACAUGCCGCCAAUCCCAUCACUUUCGAGUCUGCGACUACCGCUGGACUACAUGGGGCUGCCAACUCCCGACUGUGUCGAUCUCCUGAAGAUGAUUGAUGGCAUGCAGAAUGACAUUUCCAGAACACCUAUCUCCACCCCUGCUACCACGCCGAUGUCCAUGCCUACCGCGUCACUCACGUCCACUCCCACAGCAGCACCGCCGACCUCAGACAUGCCCGCCUCCUCCGCCUUCCUGUCCUUGACAUCCGCUCCGGCCUUCGUUAACUUCCCUGAGCCCUUACCCUCAGUGGCGCCGUCGUCCUCACCGAUCGCUUGA
Messenger RNA from Sparassis crispa, 333 nucleotides. RefSeq lists its product as hypothetical. The coding region runs from base 1 to 333 and encodes 110 amino acids. The record is from RefSeq and is a predicted model, not a curated record. NCBI's taxonomy places the organism in Eukaryota, Fungi, Basidiomycota, Agaricomycetes, Polyporales, Sparassidaceae. The transcript is spliced from 2 exons.